Molecule: messenger RNA, 3626 nt
Organism: Seriola aureovittata
Lineage: Eukaryota; Metazoa; Chordata; Actinopteri; Carangiformes; Carangidae
Gene: cul3b
Product: cullin 3b
Exons: 16
Coding region: 211-2514 (767 amino acids)
Biological process (GO): ubiquitin-dependent protein catabolic process; protein ubiquitination
Cellular component (GO): Cul3-RING ubiquitin ligase complex
Molecular function (GO): ubiquitin protein ligase binding
Source: RefSeq, a predicted model, not a curated record
CGCAAUGAGAACUGCAGGUAGUCCGCCAUUGCUGCAUGAAGAAGUAUCGGAUCUGGCGUUUGGCUGUCAACAAUAAACUUGCGGUGCCGGGACGCGGAGCUACCGAGGUCGAGUGAAAGCUCGUCGGCUGCUCCAUAAACCAGUAGUCACCCCCGUCCCUCCCUGGAUAACACUUUCAUGUGAAUACAGAGCCCCACGGACGAGGCAACCAUGUCCAAUCUCAGCAAAGGCGGCACCAAGAAGGACACCAAAAUGAGGAUACGGGCCUUUCCUAUGACGAUGGAUGAGAAGUACGUCAACAAUAUUUGGGACCUUCUGAAGAAUGCCAUCCAGGAGAUUCAGAGGAAGAAUAACAGUGGUCUGAGCUUUGAGGAACUAUACAGGAACGCCUACACAAUGGUGCUCCACAAACAUGGAGAGAAGCUGUACACAGGCCUGCGGGAGGUCGUCACUGAACACCUUAUCAACAAAGUACGAGAAGAUGUCCUCAACUCCCUAAAUAAUAACUUCCUCCAAACCCUAAAUCAGGCCUGGAAUGACCAUCAGACGGCGAUGGUCAUGAUCAGAGACAUCCUGAUGUAUAUGGACCGAGUUUAUGUACAGCAGAACAAUGUAGAGAAUGUCUACAACCUGGGUCUUAUCAUCUUUAGGGAUCAGGUGGUUCGCUAUGGCUGCAUCAGAGACCACCUCCGACAGACCCUGCUGGACAUGAUCGCACGCGAGAGGAAGGGGGAAGUGGUGGACAGGGGGGCCAUUAGAAAUGCCUGCCAGAUGUUAAUGAUCCUCGGCCUUGAAGGGAGAUCUGUUUAUGAAGAAGACUUUGAGGCACCGUUCUUAGAAAUGUCUGCAGAAUUUUUCCAGAUGGAGAGCCAAAAGUUCCUUGCGGAAAACAGUGCCAGCGUGUACAUAAAGAAGGUGGAAGCCAGAAUUAAUGAGGAGAUUGAGCGAGUGAUGCACUGCCUGGAUAAGUCCACAGAGGAGCCUAUUGUCAAGGUGGUGGAAAGGGAACUCAUCUCCAAACACAUGAAAACCAUUGUAGAGAUGGAGAACUCAGGCCUGGUCCACAUGCUCAAGAACGGCAAAACAGACGACUUGGCGUGCAUGUACAAGCUGUUCAGCAGGGUUCCCAAUGGGCUGAAGACCAUGUGUGAGUGUAUGAGCUCAUACCUGCGGGAGCAAGGCAAGGCUCUCGUGUCAGAGGAGGGCGAGGGAAAGAAUCCUGUAGACUACAUCCAGGGUUUGCUGGACCUGAAGUCCCGUUUCGACCGCUUCCUCCAGGAGUCUUUCAAUAAUGACAGGCUCUUCAAACAAACCAUUGCUGGUGACUUUGAGUACUUCCUUAACCUCAACUCUCGCUCGCCCGAGUACCUCUCACUUUUCAUCGAUGACAAAUUGAAGAAAGGUGUUAAAGGGCUGACAGAGCAGGAGGUGGAGUCUAUACUGGACAAGGCCAUGGUGCUUUUCCGCUUCAUGCAGGAAAAGGACGUGUUUGAGAGGUACUACAAGCAGCACCUGGCCCGCAGGCUGCUCACCAACAAGAGCGUCUCUGAUGACUCUGAGAAAAACAUGAUCUCAAAGCUUAAGACUGAAUGCGGCUGUCAGUUCACAUCCAAACUGGAGGGCAUGUUCCGGGAUAUGAGCAUCUCGAACACCACCAUGGAUGAGUUUAGACAACAUCUACAAACAACUGGGGUGUCACUUGGAGGGGUUGAUCUCACUGUGAGAGUCUUGACCACGGGAUACUGGCCAACACAAUCAGCAACACCCAAGUGCAAUAUCCCUCCUUCACCACGACAUGCAUUUGAAGUAUUUAGGAGGUUUUAUCUUGGUAAGCACAGCGGCAGACAACUCACACUGCAGCACCAUAUGGGCUCUGCAGAUCUAAAUGCCACCUUCUAUGGUCCCAUCAAAAAGGAGGACGGGUCAGAGGUUGGAGUGGGAGGAGCCCAGGUGACAGGCUCCAACACCAGGAAGCACAUCCUGCAGGUCUCCACCUUCCAGAUGACCAUCCUCAUGCUUUUCAACAACAGAGAGAAGUCCACCUUUGAGGAGAUCCAGCAGGAGACAGACAUCCCAGAGAGGGAGCUGGUGCGAGCGCUGCAGUCGCUGGCCUGUGGGAAACCCACUCAGAGAGUCCUCACCAAGGAGCCCAAGUCCAAGGAGAUUGAGAAUGGCCAUGUGUUUACAGUCAAUGACCAGUUUACCUCCAAACUACACCGUGUCAAGAUCCAGACAGUGGCUGCUAAACAGGGAGAGUCAGACCCAGAGAGGAAGGAGACGCGACAGAAAGUGGACGACGACAGGAAGCAUGAGAUCGAAGCUGCCAUCGUUCGCAUCAUGAAGUCUAGAAAGAAGAUGCAGCAUAAUGUCCUAGUAGCAGAGGUCACACAGCAGUUGCGAGCUCGAUUCCUCCCUAGUCCUGUAGUCAUCAAGAAGCGCAUUGAAGGACUCAUUGAGAGGGAAUAUUUGGCACGAACACCGGAGGACCGCAAAGUGUACACUUAUGUAGCAUAAAACAAGUGAAUUCAAUGAAAGCUAACAUCGAGUUGAGAGAAACUGAGAGCCUUGUUUUUUUUGUGGACUGCUAUGCGUUUGAAUGAACUUGGAAGUGCUUUCAUCAUUGAUUCUGGGAAACACUGGGAAGCUUAACUUUUCUUCCAUAAAUUGUGUAAAAAAAAAAACAAAAAAAAAAAACGUGCAAAAGAUGGGGAAGUUUUCUAUCAAUAUUAGAUUUCUUCAACUGACAGAAAUGAAAGGAGGGGAUCUAGUUUUGUAUAAAAUCAUGUUUCUUGUGGCCUUUGGAGAGAAUUGGGUGAGCCUGUUUGCCAGUUACCUACAUGCUGUCGAGAACGACCGUCAACAUGUUAGAGCAAACGCGUGGCUACGUGAAGACCAAGAAAACAUUUGAAUUCACUCCCCUGUUUAAAAUGUUGAUGUCAGUGUGUUAUGUUUGUGUUUUGUGGCACAAUGAUGGCUGUACAGGUUGACAGGCACUCUUGGCCUUUUCCUCCCAGAGGAUUUUAAAUUUAAAGAAGAGGACAAAGUGUUAACUGGCACAGACCUGGUUUACAACAGCAGUAAAAUACAUUUUGAGUACUUGAGAAAACAUGAAGAGUGCUUAAUUUAUGUUGCAAAUAUGUCUGUUUUUUGAGGUUGUUUUAAUGUCUGAUAUGAAUUAAGUGCACCUCACUUGAAAUAUUUAAUGCCAUUUUCAAUACUUUGGCCAGGUCUGUACUAGUGGUUAGAGAGAUCAAGAGCUGUAGCUUCACAGCAUGCUUUUAUCUAAUGGAUCAAUCAGGGGAAUAAGGCACACACAAAAGCUCCAUAAAUGCUGUUUGGUCUCUCAUGACACAUUUUUCACUUCAGGCCUGCUGUAUGAUUGGCCAAAAACGUAUCUCCUCUCUUUGAAUGGAAGGUUCCUUGUGGUGCAGGUUUCAAAGAGGAUUUUUUUUUCCAUUCUCGACUGCAUUUUGAACAGGUGGAACCAGUCUAGCACCGUGUUCUAAUGUGUACAAAUUGUAAAAUAAUUAUUGUACUCACUGAGAAGGUGGAUUGUACAGGGCCUUGUUUUCAUCAUAUUAAAUGUAGAAUUAAAAAAAAUGAAGGGAUGGGUUUUCUUUUUUUAA